UCAUGACAGUCCUCAGUCUGGCGCACUUUACACAACCUCAGUCAACAGUAACUGGGAUAAUCCAUAUAUAUCAUACAUAACUCAAUGUAAGAUAUACGGGACGAUAAAUUACAUUCGGUAAAAGGUGUAAUAUUUUGCUUUAUUUCAAAUUUACUUUAUUGUUUUGCUCUACUAUAAUCCAUAUGGCGCGUUUACACGGUGUUGACGACAGGGGCGCUAUUUUAAACCUGUCGCAUCUACAUCUGGGCGACUUGAACUUGGACCAUAUUGUGGACAGUAAAAAGAAACAAAUCCAACAACUGCAUCUCACAUAUAACCGUUUAUCGCUUCUUCCACCUUCUGUUUGCUUGCUAUCUAACCUCGAAUAUCUGGAUAUCAGCAAUAAUGUUCUCACAUUCAUACCAGAGGACAUUAUACGAUUGACUAACCUAAAGACGUUUGUUGCCAAGAAUAACCUUCUGGACGAAUCCUCAUUUCCCAAGGAGUUUGAAUGCAUGCAUGUUGAGAAUCUGAAUCUGAGUGGGAACAGGUUUGAGGAUAUACCAAUACAGUUUCUCAAACUGACCAGACUACAGUCGCUUUCACUUGGAGGAAACAGAUUGAAGAGCAUUCCUGUAGAAAUAGAGAACCUGCUCAGCCUAGAAAUGCUGUAUUUGGGUGGGAAUCUGAUCUCCGCUAUCCCAACUCAGCUGGCUAACCUCACCUGUCUGAGAUACCUGGUUCUGUGUGACAAUCGCAUCCAGAGCAUACCACCCCAACUCAACAGACUACACUCCCUGCUCUCUCUUAGUCUCCAUAACAAUCUGCUGACCUUCCUCCCUCGUGAGCUCCUCAGCCUUGUCCAUUUGCAAGAGCUCAGUCUCCGUGGCAACCCUCUUGUUGUGCGCUUCAUCAAAGACAUGACCUACGACCCUCCUUCCCUGAUGGAGCUGGCGGGGCGCACAAUCAAAUCCCGGAAUCUUCCUUACCGCUUAUGUGACCUACCAUCCAAUCUGGUUCAUUAUUUAAACCUGGCUAGUGAGUGUCCUAACCCUAAGUGUGCAGGUGUUUACUUCGACUCGUGCGUGAGACAUAUCAAGUUUGUGGAUUUCUGUGGGAAGUACCGCCUGCCGCUCAUGCAUUACCUCUGUUCUCCACAGUGUUCCUCUCCUUGUAGCUCAAACCCACAGAGUGAGGCAGAGUCAGAGGACGAGAACAGCGUGCCAGCAGACAGGCUGCAGAGGGUACUGCUUGGAUAGGUCAAACCUCCAAAAGGGACAGUUACCUGUCAAAGGAUUUUGAUUUAUUACUUUAUACAAUACUGAAUAACACUUCCUCCUGAAAGUGUUUCAAAACCGUUUUAGAGUUUGAACAAAAAAUAACUGGUUCUUUAAAUCAACUGUAUUAGGUUUAAACUUCCUUUAUGAAGUUGACUGACCCUCAUAAUUUUACCCUGAGAGCUGUAAAAACGACUGCAUCAUGCCUAAAACAGUACUUUAAGUUGUAUUAAGAGAUCAGCCUGCUGUAAACAAAUUACAAACCACUGACAAAUGGAGAACAAAUUAAAUACUUGCUCUUUUUGCAAUUCAUCAUGAUCAAAACAUGAAUAGUUACACUUUAACCUCUUAUUUUCUUGUAUUGACAGUUAAUCUGCCCUAACUCGUCAGUCCAAAGGUCAAGUUAUAGGCUAUGAUGGCUACCUAGCACAGUAUGAAGAGAUAUCAUCCAUGUCUUAGAAACAUAAUUGCAGUUGCUGAUGUACAGUAUACUGUAAAGAAUUUUGUAGAUUGUCUUAUUGCCAAAAGUUUGUCUAUGAUGAACAGGUUUCAUUUUGUAUUAAGAAGCAGUAGUGGUUUACUGUUCGUAAAAGACCUCAUAAUUGUCUGGUUAAUGAUCUUAAUAAUAAUAAA
This is a messenger RNA of Xyrauchen texanus (razorback sucker), 1889 nucleotides long. It is a transcript of the gene lrrc58a, whose product is annotated as leucine rich repeat containing 58a. Bases 183 to 1238 code for a protein of 351 amino acids. Gene Ontology annotation, molecular function: protein binding. The record is from RefSeq and is a predicted model, not a curated record. The transcript has 4 exons. Lineage: Eukaryota; Metazoa; Chordata; Actinopteri; Cypriniformes; Catostomidae.